Molecule: messenger RNA, 3170 nt
Organism: Chelmon rostratus (copperband butterflyfish)
Lineage: Eukaryota; Metazoa; Chordata; Actinopteri; Chaetodontiformes; Chaetodontidae
Product: sodium/hydrogen exchanger 2-like
Exons: 13
Coding region: 290-2785 (831 amino acids)
Biological process (GO): regulation of pH; proton transmembrane transport; sodium ion transport
Cellular component (GO): membrane
Molecular function (GO): sodium:proton antiporter activity
Source: RefSeq, a predicted model, not a curated record
CUUCAGGACAGAUUCUGUUUAAGACAGUUGAGAAGGACGACUUUGUUUCUUUAAUUUUAUCUCACAGAAACUUCAACAUGAAGUCAUUUUUCAAAGCUGAUUACUCUGGAAGUGGAUCACAGUAAAGGAGUUCAGACUUCUGGGCCUAAAUGGCAGCUUUUAUUGUAGUUUUUUAAUGGCUGCAGCUUUCUGAAGCUACACAGUAGACUUUUCAUUGUCUUAGGACUUGGAUUUUCAGUGUUUAAUGAAUCACGUUGGAAAUACUGCAGCUCUGUGUUGACCAGUAGAAAUGGGGACCUCUGUUUCAUUUGAAGUCAGGACUGAGAGAGGAGUCUUUUGCAUGCUUCUGCUCCUCCUCCUCUGCUGCGUUAGCGGGAAAUGUGAGCUUCAAGAGUCAAAGCCUGCAGCGUCGACCAGCCUCCCCGAUGUCAAACCUUUCCACAAUGAACCCCAGGCCUUCCCCGACGAGGAGAGGGCCAACCUUCCCGUGUUUACGAUGGACUACCCUCGGAUCCAGGUCCCCUUUGAGUUUACACUGUGGGUUCUGCUGGCCUCUUUCGCCAAAAUUGGUUUCCACAUUUACCAUAAAAUCACCAUCUGGAUCCCAGAGUCCUGCCUCCUGAUUGCCAUCGGCCUCAUCGUUGGCGCCAUCAUGGACUCAGUCAAAGAGGAGCCCCCGGCUGUCCUCAGCUCCAACGUCUUCUUCCUCUACAUGCUCCCGCCCAUCGUCCUCGACAGCGGCUACUUCAUGCCCACCCGGCCGUUCUUCGAAAACGUCGGCACGGUGCUGUGGUACGCUGUGGUGGGGACCCUGUGGAACAGUAUCGGCAUCGGGCUCUCCCUCUUCGCCAUCUGCCAGUUUGAGGUGUUCGGACUUCAAGACAUCAACCUGCAGGAGAACCUGCUGUUCGCCGCCAUCAUCUCGGCCGUGGACCCCGUGGCUGCGCUGAAUGUGUUCGAAGACAUCGGAGUCAACGAACAGAUAUACAUCGUCAUAUUUGGGGAGGGACUCUUCAACGAUGCUGUCACUGUGGUACUUUACAGCAUGUUUUCCUUUCUGGCCGACAUGCCCAUUGUUGAGUCCACUGACGUGUUUCUGGGAGUGGCCAGGUUCUUCGUGGUGGCGGCCGGAGGCGUCCUCUUUGGCCUUCUGUUCGGAUUCGUGGCUGCGUUCACCACACGUUUCACCCACAAUGUCCGUCCCAUCGAGCCCCUCUUCGUCUUCAUGUACAGCUACCUGGCGUACCUGGUGGCCGAGUGUUUUGCCAUCUCCAGCGUCUUGGCCAUUAUAACAUGUGCUAUAACCAUGAAGUACUACGUGGAGGAGAAUGUGUCCCAGAGGUCCUGCACCACCAUCCGCCAUGUCGUCAAGAUGCUGGCCACCGUCUCCGAAACCCUCAUCUUCUUCUUCCUGGGUGUUGUUACCAUAACGACCGACCACGAGUGGAACUGGGCCUACAUCCUGUUCACGCUGCUGUUCGCCUUCGUCUGGAGAGGAAUCGGCAUGCUGGUGCUGACCCAGAUCGUCAACCCGUUCCGUACCAUCCAGUUCACCUUCAAGGACCAGUUUGGCCUCGCCUACGGAGGCCUGCGAGGGGCAAUUUGCUUCGCCCUGGUCUUCACUCUGCCCGAUAACAUCAACAGAAAGAGCCUGUUUGUCACUGCUUCAAUUGCCAUUAUUAUAUUCACUGUUUUCAUCCAGGGCAUCAGCAUCCGUCCUAUCGUAGAAUAUAUAAACAUCAGGAGAACCAACAAAGACCUGAACACCAUCAACGUGGAGGUUCACACCAGGGUGAUGGAGCACAUCGUCUGUGGUAUCGAGGACCUCUGUGGACAAUGGAGCCACUAUUACUGGAAAGACAAGUUUAAGAAGUUCAACGAUCGUGUUUUGAGGCGCAUCCUGAUCCGAGACAACAGGGCCGAGUCCAGCAUCGUGUCCCUGUACAAGAAGCUGGAGCUGCAGAAUGCCAUCGAGCUACUGGACACACCUGUGGGAGACCUGAGCGCAGCGCCAUCUAUUGUUUCUUUGCACGACGAGCGGAAGGAGGCGUCUCGGCCGAAGAAGAAGUUCCUGGCUGCCGACGUGAGGAAAAUGCACGACAUCCUGUCGAAGAACAUGUACAAGAUCAGACAGAAGACGAUGGCUUACACCAACAAAUACAAUCUGCCCGACGACAGCCGAACCAGGGAGAUCCUGAUUCGCCGCCACGCGAGCGUCAGACGCAGCAUUCGUGCCGGAAGUUUCCGCGAGCUGCCUGAACGAAACAUCCCCAGGUCUCAGAAGUACUUCUCCCUCCAACCUGGAGGGGAUCUGGAGACCGCCUUUGCCCUCAGGAGACGAAGUCAUGGUGGUGGAGGUGGUGACGUGGACCACCUCUCGGCCCGUCAUCUCCAGUUCUCUGGCGUGUCGCCACGCUCCUCAUCCCGCUCUUUAAUUCCUAUGAGGACGCUGAACACCAUCGAGGAGUCCAGAAGUGCUUCCGCCCGCCCACACUCGCCCUCUCCUGGGGUAGAUACUUUGGACGAGAGGGGUCCUGGAGGUGUCCCAGGCCGGAGAGCGCCGGUUCCUGCGCCCAGGAGGCGCAGCACGGAACAUUUAGAUGGAGGCGAAGGCCCCGCUGACUCUGCAGGAGAAAGGGCCGAACCAGUGCGGCCUCCCCAGCUGCCACCGCCACGUGGCUGGGUACCCGAGAACCAGGACCCCAGCGAAACUGGCGCAGGAAACCCCCUACUGAGACACGCGUCUCGGGGGUCUCAGGGGUCUCAGGGCUCGAGGAGGUCUUGAUGGACACAGAGUUUUUGAAUCUGAAAAAAAAGCAGGAUGACGUCAAAAAAAAUAUUAUGUACUUUUUGCCCACUGAGGUUUAACUCCAACAGAUUCUACCUCAUUUCUCUGAGAAAUGUUGGUGUUUCUACAGUAAAAACUGCGAUGCAGUACGAUCUGCAGUAGAACUACCUAUACUUACUACAUGUUCUCCGUUAGUUCAUUUGCACACACAGGCAGUUUGUCACUUUUUCAUGUGUCUGUAUGUCAUGUUCCAUGGGGAGUAAAAGUAAAAGCAAAUAGGAUUUUUGGAAUAUUUAAAUGUUUUUUUUUUACAUUUGUGGUGUGAAUUUAAUGACUAAAUGUUGACAAAAGUACUGAAUGAAAUAAAUGCAACAAACCUGGA